Messenger RNA from Puccinia graminis f. sp. tritici CRL 75-36-700-3, 321 nucleotides. RefSeq lists its product as uncharacterized. The record is from RefSeq and is a predicted model, not a curated record. NCBI's taxonomy places the organism in Eukaryota, Fungi, Basidiomycota, Pucciniomycetes, Pucciniales, Pucciniaceae. The transcript has 2 exons. Bases 1 to 321 code for a protein of 106 amino acids.
AUGCCAGACCAUGUUCACACAGGUGACUCAACCAAGUCCCUUGGAUAUCAAGUAGGGCUGUUCAGUAUCAAGCCAAAAUCAAUCAGCAAGGUUCCCAAGCUGGGGAAGAAAGAAGCAGAAGGAAUUUUCCAGGAUUAUACCCAAGCAGAAAAAUCUUUUUUAUUUAUUGGUGCUGAUGGGACAAUUGAGCCACAUUAUGGGGAUAAUAGUGUUAAACACAAGCAGAGGGUCAUGAGAGUUUUGAAAGAUCUUGCUGCUAAUCUCAAUAAUCAAGUUUGGCUAGUAACCUCAAAGGAAGUAUCAGAACUUGAAACUACCUAG